AUGCCGCAUUACACAUGGUACGACUCGUUGUCACGCGGACGUAUGCCGUAUUCACAACUUCGCCGAAUUUUGCGUGAGGAGUCGGGCUGUUUGAAAAUUGUCGAAACUGGAGUUAGCGGUUAUGUGCGAUGGUAUGACGUUCGUAAGCGUUAUGGAUUCAUUGAACGUGAUGAUACCGGUGAAGAUCUGUUUGUUCAUCAGAGUUCAAUAGCACAAUCGGCAAUCAGAAAGCCGUACCUUCGCUCGUUGGCUAAGGACGAAGACGUGGAAUUCGAUGUGGCCGUGGGUCCUCGAGGAUAUCAGGCCGUCAAUGUUACCGGCCCAGAUGGUGACGAUGUUCUCGGCGAUCCUAUAGGUGCGCUUGUUCUCUACAAACAUCGCUAUGGCCAUUGUCGCUAUGGACGAACGUUUCGAUCGCGUUAUCAUAAGACUAGUGAACAUCCAGUGGCUGUGCUUGUUUUGGACGGAACUCGUUGUGAUAUGUCGUCGUCUAGAGAUUCGUACCGCCGUGGAGGUGGUGGUCGCCGUAGAACUACAUCGUCCAUUGCUAGAAGACGUGUGGCUGGAAGCAGUGCGGCAGGAGCUGGUCAAAUAAACACUCCGAGUGCGCAAGGCGGUGGUCAGAUGAACACGCCGAGUGCGGGUGACAAUGCCGAAAAGAGUGCUGCACGAGGCAACACCAACUUAAUCGCACCAAUCACCACAGAACCGCCGCCAUACAGCCAAAUAGCGUCGUCACAAUCCAACCAAACACCACCGUCAAGACCGCGCAGCUUUUGCCGUAUAUUUUGUUGCUGUUGA
This is a messenger RNA of Anisakis simplex (herring worm), 801 nucleotides long. The record is from the annotation of a GenBank genome assembly. NCBI's taxonomy places the organism in Eukaryota, Metazoa, Nematoda, Chromadorea, Rhabditida, Anisakidae.